This is a messenger RNA of Hyla sarda, 3919 nucleotides long. It is a transcript of the gene ESRP1, whose product is annotated as epithelial splicing regulatory protein 1. Gene Ontology annotation, biological process: regulation of RNA splicing. The coding region runs from base 57 to 2120 and encodes 687 amino acids. Gene Ontology annotation, molecular function: mRNA binding. The transcript is spliced from 16 exons. Gene Ontology annotation, cellular component: ribonucleoprotein complex; nucleoplasm. Lineage: Eukaryota; Metazoa; Chordata; Amphibia; Anura; Hylidae. The record is from RefSeq and is a predicted model, not a curated record.
UUUUAGUUUUUUCGUUUUGUUGUAUAUAUAAUUUUUGUUGCCACUUGUUGCUCACCAUGACCGCGGCUUCCCCGGAUUACCUGGUGAUUCUGUUCACUAGCACUGCGGGUGCAAACUGUGCAAAACUGGGCUCCGACGAGAAGGAGGUCAUUCAGCUCCUGUGGAAAGUGGUGGACCUGACCAACAAGAAGGUGGGGGAGCUGCACGACGUGAAGGUCCGACCUGACCACCUGGACCUGACAGAAGAAUGCAAGGAGGCCACAGAGAUCGAGGCCGAGAGCCUGUACCUGGCCCCCCAGCUGGAGCAAGCCCUGCAGCAGUUCAACCAGUCCGUAGGAAAUGAGAUAAACAUUGGUGUUGGGACUUCUUUCUGCUUGUGCACUGAUGGGCAACUUCACAUCAGACAAGUAUUACACCCUGAGACCUCCAAAAAGAAUAUCCUUCUUCCUGAAUGUUUUUACUCCUUCUUUGACUUGAGGAAAGAGUUCAAGAAAUGCUGCCCGGGGUCCGGUGAAACAAGUGAACUUGAUGUCACAGAAAUGGCGCAUUGCUUGGGUCUUGAAAAAGAGGACAUGCACUUGUCUCAUGGCGCAUCAGAGGUGGACACUAUGGGAGUCGUUAUUUUGACAAUGAUUUCGAAACCCUAUAAUUACAAAUUUUCAGACCCCGAAAGAGUAAACUACAAAUUUGAGUCUGGUACUUGCAGCAAACUGGAGAUAAUCGAUGAUAAUACCAUAAUCCGAGCCAGAGGCUUACCAUGGCAGUCAUCUGACCAAGACAUUGCCCGUUUCUUCAAGGGCUUAAAUAUUGCAAAGGGUGGAGCUGCCCUCUGUCUCAAUGCCCAGGGAAGGCGAAACGGUGAAGCUUUAGUCAGAUUUAUCAGUGAGGAGCACAGAGAUUUGGCGCUGCAGAGACAUAAGCAUCACAUGGGCAACAGAUACAUUGAGGUGUACAAAGCAACUGGACAAGAUUUCCUGAAAAUAGCUGGAGGUACAUCCAAUGAAGUUGCUCAGUUUUUGUCCAAAGAGAACCAGGUGAUUGUACGCAUGAGGGGGCUGCCAUUCACUGCCACUGCCGAGGAAGUGCUGACAUUCUUCGGCCAACAUUGCCCUGUAACUGGAGGCAAAGAUGGGAUUUUGUUUGUUACUUACCCUGACGGCAGGCCGACAGGAGAUGCAUUUGUGUUGUUUGCCUGUGAGGAAUAUGCACAGAACGCAUUAAAGAAGCACAAGGACUUGCUUGGCAAGCGGUAUAUUGAGUUGUUCAGGAGCACGGCAGCGGAGGUGCAGCAGGUCCUGAACAGAUACUCCUCUACACCUCUUAUCCCACUCCCGACACCCCCAAUCAUUCCUGUACUACCUCAGCCCUUCAUUCCUCCAGUCAACGUCAGAGACUGCAUACGCCUCCGCGGGCUUCCAUACGCUGCAACUAUUGAGGAUAUAUUGGAGUUUUUGGGUGAAUUCUCUGUUGAUAUCCGGACACAUGGAGUACACAUGGUGCUCAACCACCAGGGGCGGCCAUCAGGAGACUCAUUCAUUCAGAUGAAGUCGUCGGAGAGAGCUUUUCUGGCAGCACAGAAGUGUCACAAGAAGACAAUGAAGGACAGAUAUGUGGAGGUGUUUCAGUGUUCUGCAGAGGAGAUGAACUUUGUCUUAAUGGGGGGAACUUUAAAUCGCAAUGGCUUGUCCCCACCGCCAUGUAAGUUACCAUGUCUGUCUCCCCCAUCAUACACAUUCCCAGCACAAACAGCCGUCAUUCCUACUGAAGCAGCUGCCCUCUACCAGCCCUCUCUACUGCUCAACCCACGUGCCCUGCAACCCUCUGCGGCAUACUACCCAGCUGGAGCACAGCUCUUCAUGAACUACACUGCUUACUACCCAAGCCCCCCAGGCUCUCCAAGCAAUCUAGGGUUCUUCCCAGCCACAGCCGGUGCCAGCAGUCUCCCCCCACACAAUGGAGCUGCGGUGGUGCGCAUGCAAGGACUGGCCUACAACUCUGGUGUAAAGGAGAUAUUGAAUUUCUUCCAAGGUUAUCAGUAUGCCCCAGAAGAGGGUCUUCUCCCAAUAACUGACCAGGCCAGAACCUUGAUCACCCACCCAAAGGAAUGGGUGUGUAUAUAGAGAUCUUUUCAGCGCUUAUGUAGAAGAGGUUUUCCUCGACCAGUUUAAUUGUACAUUGCCACUUUGCUAAGCAGAAAGCUCCUGGCCAUUUUCUUUUUUUCUUUUUUUUUUUUUUUAUAAUUUUUACAUCCGGCCAGGAAGGAAUUUUGGACCAUGGAAAAUAGCAGUCUACCCUCCUAAGACUAUAAAAGAACAUGAACUUUAAAAGAAAGUCAGUACAUACAACAUAGACCGGGGUAGACGGACAGAUCUUCCAAUGUGCAAAAAUGGUUCUACUACUGAGAUGUGAUCGGCCGCUCGGUGAUGUCCUCAUCGCACCAUGUAAACGGGAAUGACUUCUCCAUUGACCUUUUUUUUUUAGCGGCACUAACAAAGUACGAGGAAUUUCUACACCUAAUGGACUUUUUUUUUUUUUUUCUGGACUUCCUGUUAGUCUUUACCACUGCUGCACCAAAAGUGUUAAUACAGCGGGUGAUAUAUUUUUAUGUAUAUUUUAUUUGAUUUCUGAAACCAGAGGUUCACUCUCUACAGAAUACCACCAUUUGCCAUGCUCAAAAGGGAAUGGCUGUCAGUUCAAUGCAUGUUUGCAUUGUAUACGAUGCAACAUUUUUUUUUUUUCUUUUUUUUUUUUUACAUUAGAAUUAAAAAUUUCUAAAGCUCUCAGAUAUUCUAUGUGACCUUUUUUAGUUUAUGAUAAUAAAAAAAAUUAAAGGUGGAAAAAAGUAAAAUAAAAAAAACAAAAGAAAAAAAAUUAUGAAUUUGUGUGCUGGCAACAUGAAGCAGAUUUCUACCUGUGAAUGCAAAUGCCCUUGCAUGAUGCACUCCAUCAUUUAUUUUUGCUUUUGUCAAACACUUUGUUACAUUUAUAUAUAAAAUAUUUGUAUAUAUAUUUUGAGAACCUCUCGUGAACAUUAUAUUAUAGUAAAGUUGCGUAAGUAUGAAUUAGCGCUUUAAAUAAUUCACUUAAUUCUUUUUUAUUAAUAAAAUUGUUUCUAAAGCAUCUUUUCUUUGUUCCUCCAAAGAACCCCCCCCCAAAAUCAUUAGCCAUGUGCAUUGAUGUCUUGGGUCCUGUCCAUGGAGCAAACUCUGUGCUUCCUUUCACCUUCUCUAUUUUAAAGGUUGGUGCUCCAUGUACAUCCAUUAUGAGAAGCUACUGAUAGUACAGCAAUAUAGGAAGGACUCGUGUAUGUACAAUUAUUGUAAAUUGAAAUCUUGUAUGGAUGUUCCUCAUAUAAAGACUCCCCUAUGCAGGACACUACCUGAGCUCUUUGGGUUUCAUGGAGCGAUGAUUUAGUGUAUACGGAGAUUUUUUUUGUUCGUUCAUAUCCAUACAAAUUGAGACACAGGAGAUCUGCUCUGUGGCCUAUCCACUCUUCCCUGUGUCCCUAACAUCCACACAUGCUUAUCUGUUAAGUGUGAAGCCAACGGAACCUAAUGGUGUCAACUACUGUUUUGAAUGGUCGUCUUGUAGACCUUUAAGCUCCUUACGUGUUCUUGUCACAUUUACACUGUUGCUGAACCAUUUUUGGUGAUCCAACGUCAGUUGGUUCCUUUAGCAAAAAUGUGAACAAUUGUAAGUCUCUAUAUAUUGUUUGUUUGUCAUUGCAUGUCUAGACACUGGUUUAUCCUAGUUUGUGUUAUAAAAAGUAGUUUGUUUCUGUUUAAGCUGUGUACCGAUUACAUGACUGUUUUAUUAAUGCUGUAUUGCACAAACGAACUGCAAAAAAAUCGGGAAAAAAAUGUCUGUGAAUAAACUGUUUACAUGUGCAGAUAAUAAUAAAAAGCUUUUCUCUGCUUGU